Messenger RNA from Cricetulus griseus (Chinese hamster), 3405 nucleotides. Lineage: Eukaryota; Metazoa; Chordata; Mammalia; Rodentia; Cricetidae. The record is from RefSeq and is a predicted model, not a curated record.
AGGACGCUGGUGCAGGUUGCGGCGUCGCAGUGGUUGUAGAUCCUGGAGCAGUCUACGGGGGCGGUCCACUUUUCCCCAGAUGCCUGCUGGCAGAAACAGUCAAGAUUACGUAACAAUAACGAGAAAGCUCACCCAUGCUCACCGCGAGCCACCUGUCACACGGAGCAUGCCUGGUACCUGAGGUGCCCUCUAAUUUUUGUCCUCUAGGUGGCCGCCUGACCGACCACCUUUCCGCCUCCGCAGGACUGGGGAUUCGUUACCUCCUGCGACUUAGGUUGGAAGUUAAGUAGUUUUGGAUGGUUGUUGAAUGGUCCCUGAAGUCCCUGGAAACGUUCCCUGCUUCCGCGCUCCUGCUCAGAGGCUCGCGUGCGCUCCAGAUUCAGAUCGGAUCCACCUGUAACCCCCCGCCAUGGCCAUGGAAGGCCCUGCUGCUGCUGCUGCUGCUGCUGCUGGAGUUGCUGCUGCUGCUGGAACCGAAAUGGACGUCAACACUGCUUUGGAAGAGGUGCUGAAGACCGCCCUGGUCCACGAUGGCCUGGCACGAGGAAUUCAUGAAGCUGCCAAAGCCUUAGGCAAGCGCCAAGCCCAUCUUUGCGUGCUUGCAUCCAACUGUGAUAAACCUAUGUACAUCAAGUUGGUGGAAUCCCUUUGUUCUGAGCACAAAAUCAACCUAAUUAAGGUUGAUGACAACAAGAAACUAGGGGAGUGGGUAGGCCUCUGCAAAACUGACCGAAAGGGGAAACCCCGUAAAGUGAUAGGCUGCAGUUGUGUGGUGGUUAAGAACUAUGGCGAAGAGUCUCAGGCUAAAGACGUCAUUGAAGAGUACUUCAAAUGCAAGAAAUGAACAGCAACGACAAAAGUGGCUUAUUUUCCUUUAAGUUCCUGGAAACGUAGAGAAGUAGUAUUAUCUCAAACUCUUGAGUUUUCGCCGGAAAUAACAGCACUUCUUAGGGUUUCUUCCAAAUGUAAACUCUGCAUAUUAUCUUCUUAUUUAUGGUGGAAAUUUUCAUCUGUUUGGAAGUUUACAAACAGCAUAAGGUUUGGUCUAGCUUUGCUAAGGUUUAAUUGACAAAUUAUAUGUAUGUUGCACAGUGUGAUGUUUUGAUAUGCAUAUUUAUAUACUAUAUAUAGUAAUGUUAAAAUAUAUAUAUAUAUAUAUAUAUAUAUAUAUAUAUACAUAUAUACAUGCAUGCAGGUAUCUCUUUGACAGACUGAUUUAAUUAUCUUUGGAUAAAUACCCCGAAGUUGAUACUACAGUAUUUUAUUUUGGGGAGAACUUCCAUACUGUUUUCCAUAAUGACUAUAAUACUUUUACAUUUCUGCAAGAGUGUUUUUUUUUUACUUAAAUUUACUAUAUAGACAUUGAAUUAAAUCUUUCAAUACCCUGAUCUUCACCCAAAGCAACAUUCCUUACAAGGAAAAGAUGCUCCAGAAAGUGAGUAUCUUCCUAGACUCCUAUGCUGUCUGGAGACUGAUCUAUAGUAGCCUUCAAUGAGUUUGUUAAGUAUAAAAUAAGAUAUUAAAUAGCCAGUAGGAGAUAGAAGCAACAAAUAACAAAAUAUCAUUAACUUAGGUGCUACAAACAUCCUGCAGAGAGACAACUGGGGUAGCCCAAUUGAGAGAGCAAAGAAAAGGUAGGGUCAAAUCAGGAACUUAAAUAUCCAUCAGAAGUCACCAAGAAUCCUCACUGAGACAACAACCUAGAGUUCCUGAUCAGAGGUGAGGCUUCCGUGUGAAAGAACAAGUAACAGCAGGUAGAAAUAUCAUCGGGUCAGGCGCUUACAGUCAACCAGCAGAAACUGACGGGGGAAGCCCCGGAAACAGAACCAGCUGUCACCAUUGAGAAUCUCAAGAGCCCAUCGCUUGUUCACUGCUAAGCUUCCCACAACCGAUUUCUGGCUAUUUUCACUCUAGGCAUUGUUAUAACAGUAACAGUAACUUCUGUUGGAAUUGCUUCACUUUCUAGCAGUUCUCAAGGACACAACCAUUUUUGUUUUGUUUUUGUGUUUAUUUCUUUCUGCUUUUCUCUUCCUGCUACAGAGCCACAGACCAGGCUGACUCAGCACAGGGGAGAUGGGAGUUUUAGGAUGCUUGGCCCAGAAGGGGCACAGCUAGCCCUGCCUCCAGCUUCAGCUUCUUGGCUUAAAGAGCACAAGACAGUUUACCAAUUAAUGGCAUUCCAACACCUGAGCCAUUUAAAGACUGUUUGUAAAGACUGCCUGUCUACAUGCUUCACACAUAAAGCAUGCUUAGGAGUCCACUGCCUCGCCCAUUCUUCCCCUACCUCUCCAACAUGAGUUGCAGGUCUUGGUUAUUGCUACUUUAAACGUAUGCUCCUAUAGAUUUUUCUUUGAUUACACCUGCAGAAAAUACCUAAGAGUGUAGAUUCUCUUUAAAAGAGGGUGAAAGGGAAAAUAUGCCACAUUUGUGAGUGAACUUAUAGACAUCACUGUAAAGGCUGCUAAUCCCAGUUUUAAUCCCAGUGCUUGGAGACAGAGGCAGCAAGAGAUCUGUGAGUUCAAAGCCAGCCUGGUCGACAUAGUGAGUUCUAGGACAGCCAGAGAGAAAGACCCUGUCUCAAAAGAGAGGGGGGAGAGAUAGAUAGAUAGAUACAGAGAGAGAGAGAGAGAGAAUCACCAUAAAACUAUUAUGAAAAUGAGUCCCUGUAGGCAAAUUUUGGAACCAAUUUUUUUUUUAAUUUCUACAAUAAAGAGUAAUCUCUGAGACUAAAGAGAAGGCUCGGCAGUAAGGAUCUCUUUCUGCUCGUGCAGAGGACCCAAGUUUGAUUCCCAGCACCCACAUGAUGUCUCCCAACUGUAACUUCAAUUCCAGGGAAUUCCAUUGCUCUUCUGGCUUCCAUGGGCUCCUACACACACACCAGGAGUAUCUGCAUACAUUUGGGCAAACACCUACACAUAAGAGUAAAUAUCUUUUAAAGAGUAAUCUCAGAGGAAGUACAGCCAUAAAGUCGUGCUCACAAUACACUUAUAUUGGGAGAUAUGGAUUUUUCUCGAGACAACUACAUAGAAAUGACUUGUUUAACAUAUUCACUCAAAUUGUCAUAUUUAAAGUUGCUAGGGCUAGAGAGAUGGCUCAGCGGUUAAGAACACUGACUGUUCUUUCGGAGGACCUGGGUUCAAUUCCCAGCAACCACAUGGAAGCUCACAACUGUCUAACUCCAGUUCCAGGGACUCCAACACCCUCGCACAGACAUAUUCACAGGUAAAAACACCAGUGCACGUAAAUUAUUAAACAAAUGAACUUGCAAUAUGUCCCACUUCCCAUUGCUCUGAUUUUUAGUACAAAUUCUUACCCAAGGAAACACUAUGUACUUGUCUUAUGCUUAUUAUAUUCACUAAAAUGUAAAAUAAAUGGAUUUUUAUUGUUAUUGCAGAAGAGCACUAA